Molecule: messenger RNA, 1524 nt
Organism: Mangifera indica (mango)
Lineage: Eukaryota; Viridiplantae; Streptophyta; Magnoliopsida; Sapindales; Anacardiaceae
Product: E3 ubiquitin-protein ligase RZF1
Exons: 2
Coding region: 329-1345 (338 amino acids)
Biological process (GO): protein ubiquitination
Cellular component (GO): cytoplasm
Molecular function (GO): ubiquitin protein ligase activity
Source: RefSeq, a predicted model, not a curated record
CGUCUCUUCCCGGGAAAGUUAACCAUGGCAUGCAUAACACAUUAUCUCACUAUUUGCAUUUUCAACCCACAACACAAACCUAUCAAACCACCAAACUUCACUCAUUCUUUCCCUAACUUAGACGACAGGCUGUGUGAAGAAAUAGCCUGCAAAAUUAUAUGCACUCAAAAGACAGAAUAGCUUUCUGCAAUCCCAGAAAGCCAUACUUUUCUGCAUUCAUAUCUCUCCAUCUUUCACCUCCACAAAAUUGUAUAUAAAUGGAUACGUACCUCUGAUUUCUUCUUCACAUACAUUUUCUCCCAACAGUAAACACAAACAAAACCAAGCCAUGUCUUUGAGCCCUCCUAGAGAGAGAACCCAAGGUGCCAAUGAACCCAUCAACAACAACGACAACAAUGGCAUUGCCAACAGAAACUUCCAGCUCUACUGGUGCUACCGAUGCCAUACAGCUGUCAGGAUUUCAUCUUCCGCAAACCCUUCAGAAAUCAUCUGCCCUCGAUGCUUCGGCCAAUUUGUUCAAGAGCUUGAAGUCACUAGACCGAGGCUUUUUGUCGAUUUCACUGCUUUUGAUCCUUCUCCAGAAGCCCGUUUACUUGAAGCUCUCUCCAUCAUACUCGACCCUCCCAUCAGGCUGUUCAAUCGCACUCCUUCUGAAACCCAAGACCCCUCUCGCCGCCGUCCUUGGUUCCGUCGCCCAAGAAACAACAUUAACAUUGAACCGGAACCUUCUACGCCUCGGCCUCGGACUUGGAUUGUGCUUCGACCAGUGGGACCUUCGAAUCCUAUUGAACCAAUCAUGCGUCCGCCAAACCUUGGCCCUCCUGGGGUUAAUCCGAGGGACUACUUUUUCGGGCCAGAGCUGAACCAACUAAUAGAAGAGUUGACACAAAAUGAUCGUCCGGGUCCACCUCCGGUACCGGAUGCUGCCAUCGAUGCAAUACCAACGGUGAAAAUAACGGAAACUCAUUUGAAGAAUGAGCCAAACUGUCCGGUUUGUAAAGAGGAGUUCAAGGUAGAUGGAGAUGCAAGAGAAUUGCCUUGUAAACAUAUAUACCAUAGUGAAUGCAUUGUUCCUUGGUUAAGGUUGCAUAAUUCUUGCCCUGUGUGUCGAAAUGAAGUGCCCAUUGCUUCUGAUUCUAAUAUUGAUACGAGUGGACAGGAUGAUGAGUGUAGCGAGGAUCAUGAAGAAGAGGGUCGAAGAAGAAGGUGUUGGAGGUUGAGGCAAUUGGCUUGCCUGUGGCCUUUCAGAGCAAGGUAUGGAAGAAUACAUCCGCGGCCUGAUAUUGCUGGCAACUCCCAAGGACAAGAGGUUGGCACAAGUUCAUGUCAUUGCAAUAUUCUAUAGCUCUUGUCUGCAGCUCUUCUUGCUAGAAGCAAGAGAAUAUCAACUUCAUACGACUAAAAAGUUAGGAUCUUAUGUGAAAUUUGAACUAAUUAUGGAGAGGGGACUCCUAUUUAGCCCUCGUGCUCUUAUGUGUGUUUUUAAUUUUAUUAUCAAUUUAAGAACAGUUGAGCAAUUGACCA